Molecule: messenger RNA, 2160 nt
Organism: Aspergillus thermomutatus
Lineage: Eukaryota; Fungi; Ascomycota; Eurotiomycetes; Eurotiales; Aspergillaceae
Product: Hsp70 family protein
Exons: 8
Coding region: 1-2160 (719 amino acids)
Source: RefSeq, a predicted model, not a curated record
AUGCGUCCCACGUUCGUCAGAGCGUUCUCGAGCGAUCUUUUGGACGACAUCCUUGACUCUGAAAUCAAUCAAUCAUCGACCAGUCCUGGAUUGCCAGCGAUAAACGGUACAGCUGAUGGGGAUGAGGGACAACCACCCAGACAGUUCAUAGUCGCGGUGGACUUUGGGACAACGUUCUCCGCAGUGGCGUACACCGUCCUGAGACCGGGCGAGGAGAGAACACUUGUAGAUAUCCACCAGGUUUCAUGCAUUGCGAACUACGACGACGUUGCUGAGAGUGUGCGAGGGUUGAUUAUGGAAGUGCCCACUGAGACGUGCUAUCCUCUUGGAACCAGGGACCUUCUCCUACGCAAUGAGCCGGCUCAAGCGAGGUUUGGUGAGAUGAUGGAUGUUGACGCUGCCGUAACCACCGCCCCGACCGACACGGAUCAGAUCUUCCGGUGGGGGUUCUCUGUACAUGAGCAUUUCAGAUUACCGGAUGCAGAUCGUAGGAACUUUCAGAGAGUCACCCGUUCCAAGUUGCUGUUGGACAAGACCGAUUGCACUAGGGAGCUCCGGGAACAACUGCAGGUUACUGCAAAAGAACUGGAGGCAUUAGGGAUCAUCACAAACGGCAUGGAUUUAAUCGUUGACUUCUUGAGGCACUUGCUCGCGCAUACUAAAGCUCAACUCAUUAGAUCACACGGCUUCAACGACAACGACUCGGUUGAGUGGGUGCUCUGUGUUCCAGUAGUCUGGCGAAGACGGGCAGUGAGAAAGAUGCAAGAUGCAUUAGCUGAAGCCAGCCAUCGAUCGCUCUUCGGUCGAACCAUAUCGAACAGUGUGGAGAAUCUCUACAUCGUUUCCGAACCGGAGGCAGCAGCGGCCUGUGUUUUGGCAUCCACUCGAGAGAUUAAGGCCGGGGAUACUUUCAUGAUUCUCGAUGCCGGGGGUGGGACUGUCGACGCCGUCAUAUAUAAGUUGAGAAACACUGAACCCCUGCAGAUGGAAAAGGAAGCUGUGAAACCAGAAGGUGCUCUAUGCGGCUCUAGUUAUUUGAAUGAACGAUUUGAGGAGAUUUUGCGUGACAGAUUAAGGGAUGAAACCUACCUCGCUUCUCCCACAGCUGGGACAGGCAAAAAGAUAACCAUUGAGGGAAUCAUUGCAUCCAAAGUUUGUGAAUUCGAAACCCGAGUAAAAAGAAAUUGCGACAUCAUGGAUCGCAAUUUCACGGGUCACCCGUUCUUUAUACAGGGACUCAAGGAAAAUCAAGCAAAAAAGUUCACAGACAACCGAAUGAGACUGGAUAAAAAUGAUUUUAUUACUAUUUUCCGCCCUUGUUUGGAGGGAGUCUCCAAACUCAUGCUUAAACAGCUCGAGUCCGCCCGCAGAAGUGGAAUCAUCGUGAAGAAAAUCUUACUCAUUGGAGGUUUUGCUGCGUCACCUUCUCUCCAUCGCUAUAUCGAGGCAACCUUGGCCAAGCGGUCAAUCGACAUCGGAGUCCUGCGCCCUGACAUCCCCGAAACUGCCGUUGCGUGCGGUGCAGUUCUCCGGGCUCUCAAUCGAGAACUGGGACCCGUUAGGAUUAUCCAAUCGAGCUACGGUUACCUGCGCACCGAGCCCUGGGAUCCUGAUGCUAUUGAGGCUCAUCGCUCAAGCAGGCCUAAGCAGGCGGACCCAAAUGACGGAGACUUAUACGUGAAGAAUACCAUACAUUGGUUUCUGAAGAAGGGAGACGAAGUUCCUCCGUUUGAUGAAUACAGGUUUCGAACCAUGUUCACAUUCCCAGCGAACUCAAAGCAGAGGUUUAAGUGCAACCAGCAUCUGUAUGUUUCGGACAAGCGUCACGAGAGCCAUUACAAACGAGGCCACAGAAACAAUACAGGGGCUAAGCUGGCGGGCACGAUCAAGCUUGAUAUGACGUUCUUGCGUACCGAGGGCUACAUCCGGCCCAUCAAGCCGGAUAAUUUGCAUGGUAGACGUCAUUACCGCGUAGAGUAUGAUCUUGUCAUGAUUGUCGAUGGGUACAAUAUCAAAUACGAGGCCCGCUGGGAUAAUGGGCAGGGAGAACGAGUCCUCGCGCAGAAGCAAAUCAACAUUGCGGCAGCCUUUGCCAGUCUUGAAUCCGAGGAUGAGUCGGAAGAGGGUGAAGAGGGCGAAGAGGACCGUCUUACUGACUGA